Ectocarpus siliculosus is the source of this 1227-nucleotide messenger RNA. The record is from the annotation of a GenBank genome assembly. NCBI's taxonomy places the organism in Eukaryota, Phaeophyceae, Ectocarpales, Ectocarpaceae.
AUGCUUAAAAGAGGGCCGCCACAGAACCAGCAGCGGGCGAUGAGUUUUGUGGGAGUGGACCGUAAGGACGCUAAAAGAAGUGCCGCGGAUCCCAGGGGCGACGCGGAUGGUGUUGGUGUCGAGGGGGGGUCGGGUGUGGGGAUGACGGCGUCGUCGUCGAUGUGGGGGGUGGCCCCACCAGCGGCGGCAAACGAGGGUUCAGAGUCGUUGCCAGUGCGUUACAGACGGGGACUGCUGUUCAACGGCAACGCUAAGCUCAGGGGCGGGGCGGCAGCGGCGAACAAAGCGAAGAAGGUGGCGGCGAAGCCGCAAGUGGGAGAGCACGGCAUGCUGCACGACUUCACCAAGACUCCGCUGGAUACCUUAGACCUCGACGACGUUAAGCGACUACUGGAAGAGAGCACGGUGCCGAUACCGCCACCGACGGGUUUCAUCUUCCACGAGACUCGGUGUGGCUCGACGCUCGUGGCUAACAUGCUCGCAAGCGUGGAGACCAACGUCAUGUGGUCGGAAAGCACAGGCCCUUGGAAGGUGAUGCACACCUGCCCGAAGUGCCAUAAGGAGCAGAUCGUGCCGUGGCUGAGGGUUAUCAUGGACGCCAUGGCGAGGAGUGCAAGACACGACCACUUCUACUUCAAGUUCCAGAGCUCGGAGGAUAUCGACGCCGUCACCUCGGCCUACCCUGACACACCGUGGAUUUUCAUUUUCAGGGAGCCGAUUGAGGUCAUGAUGUCGCGGCUGGGGGCGCAGCGAAUCGGCAUGGAAGGGAUGGAGAAAGAGGUGGCGGCGAGGGUCGAGAGGGGCAUGAAGCCUUCCAAGAUCCCGUCGAAGCCGAAGCUCGGAAAGCCCCCCAAGGAAACAUCGGCGGCGCAAGUGCUCGCUGGACUGUGCAAGAAGGCCAUUCACGCGUUCGAGGCUAACCCCGGCAAGGGGAUGAUGGUCGAGUAUCCCCACCUCCCGCACGGCAUCUUGUCGACCGUGCUGCCCGACCACUACGGGGUGACGGUUUCUGAGGCCGAGAGGGAGCGCAUGAUGAGCACGACGCAAAUGUACUCCAAGGUGGCGUCGUUCGCGAAGGGCUCCACGACGGACUCCAAGUUCACGGAAGACACUGACACAAAGCACGAAGCGGCGUCCGUGGCAGUGCAAGAGGCGGCUCAGAGGCUGCUCUACGCGGACUAUUACAAGCUCAGGAGCUUGUCCACGUGGCCUGUCGAGUCAGCCUGA